Messenger RNA from Mytilus trossulus (common blue mussel), 7191 nucleotides. RefSeq lists its product as uncharacterized. Bases 47 to 4582 code for a protein of 1511 amino acids. Lineage: Eukaryota; Metazoa; Mollusca; Bivalvia; Mytilida; Mytilidae. Gene Ontology annotation, cellular component: nucleus. The transcript has 5 exons. The record is from RefSeq and is a predicted model, not a curated record.
GUUUUUAUGGGAGAUAACUCUUCACCUUACACUAGAAGGCAUCAAAAUGGCCGACUACGACCCAGAAAGAAAUGAUGAAAACAGUGACAAUAUCUUUGAAAUCUUGCAAAAGCAAAACAUUGCUCAAGUGACAACCCAAACAUUAGAAGGAGUAAAACAUGAAAACACAAAUGGAAAUAUUACAAAUGCAAAGAAAUCGAAAGUUUUUAGAAAUCUACCAGGUCUGCAGGUUGCACAUGUUGUGAAGGAAGAAACAAAUAAUGAAGAGACACCACCGGAUCCAAAAAGACCUCGUUUAACUGGUCUCCCUGUUACAAAUACACCAGACACUUGUCCUAGUCCAGACACUGGUAAAAGAAGGCGUAUACAGCACGAUUACAGACGACUUUCCAACUCUGGAUACUUGGAUGAUUAUGGUAGUGGCAGGGAAAGGAGAUUUUCCUCAGCAAGUGAUAAUUCAGAUCUCAGUAUGUCACCAUCACCACCAAAAUUGAAGACACCUGUGUCACCAAGUAUAAAACUUGUUGUAUCAAGUGAUUUAUCUCAGAACAAAGUUCUAUGUCAAAUGGUAAAAGAGCACAAGUUACCUGAUAAAAUGAUUAAAGAAGAAAAAUCAGUAUCAAAUGGAAUUGACAAGGCUCAAAAUAAGGAGGUCUCUGUUGAAAAAGUUAGUCAUGGUAAUGGAGGAGUCGAUGAUCAUGAUGAUAAGCAAUCAAUGAAAGAUGAAAGUAAAGUUAAAACCUCUAAGUCAGAUGAAAUUAAAACAGAAAAAGAAGGAGCUAGUGAAAAGAGUAUUGUCAAAAGUGAUAAAAAUGAAAGUUCAGUCAAAAAUGAAAGUUCUAUCAAAAAUGAAAGUUCUGUCAAAAAUGAAAGUCCUGUCAAAAAUGAAAGUCCUGUGAAGGAAAGAAGCAGUAAAACCCCAUCAAAAGAGGGGCAUCAUCACUCAAAGCACCACCAUAAACAUAAGCAUAAACACAAGCACCACAGUUCUCAUGAUAGAACACCCGUCAAGCAAGAGGAAUCAAUCUCAAGACUGAAGAACUUUGAUAUAAGGAUGUCCCCUGAUGUACGAAGUUCACCAGAUAUACAUAACUCACCAUGUAAAACAGAGGAUGAUCCCAUAUCUCACAAUAGCAUCAGAAUCUUAGGGAAGAAAAGAAUCCUGAAUAAUUGUGGCAUUCAGGUUUGUCUGAAGAGGAGAACUGAAAAUAAAUGUAUUCAGGUUUCUCUAAAAGGAUCAAAAGAUCAUCAUUCGUCAUCACAUUCCUCCUCAAAGUCAGAAAAACACCGUGAGAAAUCUAAGGAACAUCGAUCAUCUCAUGAGCGCACAACAGAUCAUAAAUCCUCUCAUGAGUCUUCAGGCACCAAUAAACACCAUGAGAAGUCUAAAGACCACCAAGCAUCAUCAUCACAUUCUUCAUCUAGUAAACAUCCAGAGAAAUCAAACAAAUAUGGCAGCCACUCAGCACCAAAGUCUGAAAAUAAAACUAAAGCUUUAGUGGAUCUCAUGCAAAACAAAAACCUGGAAUCCAGUAAAGAUUACAGAUAUCGUAAAUUUAGAAGUAUGAAAUACACAGAUGAGCCAUUUGCUAAUUCAAAAUUUCGUAAAUUGUUUCAUUUAGAAAAAUGUACCAAUGGUGGUGCACUUGUUCUGCAUGUAUAUCAAGAUGAGCUUAGAAAUCUAACAUCCGAUGAAAUGACAAAAUUUGUGUCAGAAUAUUUUGAUUUUGUUUAUGGGGAAUACCCAGAGGGAGUUGGGAACUGUGCCAUGGGUAUAGUUCAUAGGUCAGCAGUGAACAUGCCAGAUUUUAUCGAUUAUUUUUCCGAAAAGUUCCCCACUUUACACUGCCAAUCAGGACUUAUGGGUAAAUCUGACAUUGAAUCCACUACUAUCUCCAAAUAUCGUGAGAGCAUGAUGAGCACGUAUAAAGAUGGUACUCAUCGCUCAGGUCCACUGAUGCAGAUAAGUGUAGUAGGAACAGUACAUGAAGAAGUGGGCGAUUAUUUCCCAGACUUUUUAGACAUGGUUGAACAGAAUCCUUUUUUAAAAGCGUUAAUGCCUUGGGGAGAGCGAUCUGUAGUUGCAGGUAUGGCAAGGAACUUAAGUAAUGAUGGUCCUAUAUUAUGGUCUCGACCUGGUGAACAGAUGGUUCCAACAGCUGAUAUGCCUAAAUCACCAUUUAAACGGAAAAGAGGAGCAAAUGAGUUGAAGAAUUUAUCCUAUCUACCUCGUGCUUCUGAGCCUCGUGAAGUAUUGGUUGAAGACAGGACAAGGUGUCAUGCAGAUCAUGUUGGGCAGGGAUUUGACAGACUUACAACAGCUGCUGUUGGUGUGUUAAAGGCUGUUAAAAAAUCAGACGACACAUGUUCAGACAGAGUGGUCAAAGAUGUGAUUUGUUUUCAUCCUGGAGAUUUCCCUCAGCUUGUACAGAAGUUGCACCUUGACCUUCAUGAACCUCCUGUGUCUCAGUGCAUUACCUGGGUGGAAGAUGCAAAGUUAAAUCAGUUACGGAGAGAAGGUAUGCGCUACGCCAGAAUAUCUUUACGAGAUAAUGAUAUUUAUUUUAUUCCAAGAAAUGUAGUUCACCAAUUCAAAACUGUCUCUGCUGUUACAAGUAUAGCUUGGCAUACCAGACUGAGAAUUUAUUAUCCAGACUUGGACACUUCUAUUGAAAAUGAAAUGAAAUCUGCAACCAAAAGGGAGGUAAGCCAUAUUACUAAAGAUGAAAAACAUGUGAUCAAAGAUGAAAAAGAUGUACAAAAAUAUGACAAACAUGUGAUCAAAGAUGAAAAAGAUGUACAAAAAUAUGACAAACAUGCAUCAAAAGAUGAAAAAUAUGCUACAAAAGACGAAAAACUUGUAUCAAAGUAUGACAAACAUGCAACUAAAGAUGAAAAACAUGCUACAAAAGAUGAAAAACAUAUAUUAAAACAUGAGAAAAGAAAGGAAGAAAAAUCUGUUGAUAAGCAUGAAAAAUUAAAAGAGGAAAAGCAUUCAAAACAUGAGGAAAGAAAAGUAGAAAAAUCUGUAGCUAAACAUGAAAAAAUAAAAGAGGAAAAGCAUUCAAAACAUGAAGAAAGAAGAGAAGAAAAAUCUGAAGUUAAACAUGAAAAAAUAAAAGAGGAAAAGCAUUCAAAACAUGAAGAAAGAAAUAGAGAUGAAAAACAUGAGGAAAGAAAAAGGGAUGAAAAACAUAAAGAAAGAAAAAGAGAUGAAAAACAUUCAUCUAAAAAUGGAGAGAGAAAGAAGGAAGAGAAAAUGACUGCUCAUGAAGUGGAAAAGAAUAAAGACAGUAAGACUCUAACAAUAAAGGAUGACAGUAAACCUAUAAUAAAGGUAAAGGAUAGCAAAAGUGAAGAAAAAUUGUCUGAACAAAAACAAAAACAUAUCAUUAGUAAUCAGGAAACACAGAUUCAGCAGAAUGGAUGUGUAAAUAACCCUCUGGAUAUUGAAAAGGAUUGUAGAUAUACUGAAGUUGGUAUGAGUCAAGGGGGUGACAUUGACAGAUAUGCCAUCCAGGGGCUCGCUAAGGAGAGUCAAAAUACUGAAGUUGGUAUGAGUCAAAGUGGUGACAGAUAUGUCAUAGAGGGGCCUGCAAAGGAUAGCAUAAAUACAGAAGAAGAUAUGAGACAAGGUGGUGACAUUGACAGAUAUGUCAUGGAGGGGCUCCCUAAGGAGAGUCAAAAUAUGGAAGUUGGUAUGAGUCAAGGUGGUGACAGAUAUGUCAUGGAGGGGUCUUCAAAGGCUAGUGGAAAUAUGGAAGUUGGUAUGUGUCAAGAUGACGACAUUAAUAGAUAUGUCAUUGAUGGGCCCAAUAAAGAUAGUAGAUAUGCUGAAACUGGUUCAAGUCAAGGUGGUGACAGCUAUGUCAUAGAGGGGUCUGCUAAGGAUAGUAGAUAUACUGAAACUGGUAUGAGUCAAAGUGGUGACAGAUAUGUCAUAGAGGGGCCUACAAAGGAUAGUGGAAAUACAGAAGUUGGCAUGUGUCAAGAUGGUGACAUUAAUAGAUAUGUCAUAGAGCGACCAGCUAAGGAGAAUGACAUAAUAGAAGUUGAAGAAUCAAGUUGUGAACAAACUCAAGAAUUUGAUGAAUGUGAACAAAAUUGUAAAAGUGACGAAACAUCAAUGAAUAAAGAGCCAGAUACUUCAAAAAUUGGAGAGAAAGCAUUUGAAAAUUUUGCUUCAGAAACUAGUGAUAUGGAGACUGAGGAAAAUGGAUCGUUUGUUACUGUGGCAGCAGGUUUAGUUAGUGAACAACUUUCUGUGAAUGAAUUUGUGUCAGAUGAACAAGAAUCUGUAUCUCCAGUGACAGAAAUGAUAAUUGAACAAAUGGAAAAUGAAGAUUCAGCUGAAAUCCACAGAGAAACAAUAGCCUUGUUAGAAGAAAAUGGCCAACAGGACAGCGCUCUACCAGAAAAUCUUCCACAAGUGAUUACUGGUACUAUUCAAACAAAGCCUGUACGGGAAAAUAAACAAAACCUCUUUGAAAACAUUUUUGGCACACAACUAAAUGCAAAUAACCUCAUUUCAGAUGGCAGCAGCAAUACAGAAGACAGUGUGCAAUACACACAGAAUUCAUAGUGUUUAUAAAUGCAUUGGAGUAUGGUCUCAAAUUUAUUUAUUUAUUUUUAUAUUUCAAAUUAUUCAUAAACCUCAGUUCCCAACUUUAAACAUUGUGUACUUUUAAAUUUUUCAAAAUAUUCAGGUAGAUUUGAUUUUUGAUUGGAUUGAUAUCAAACUUUUAACAGAUGUUGCUGCCAGGUGUUAUUACAGGAUUGAUAUCAAACUUUUAACAGAUGUUGCUGCCAGGUGUUAUUACAGGAUUGAUAUCAAACUUUUAACAGAUGUUGCUGCCAGGUGUUAUUACAGGAUUGAUAUCAAACUUUUAACAGAUGUUGCUGCCAGGUGUUAUUACAGGAUUGAUAUCAAACUUUUAACAGAUGUUGCUGCCAGGUGUUAUUACAGGAUUGAUAUCAAACUUUUAACAGAUGUUGUUGCCAGGUGUUAUUACAGGAUUGAUAUCAAACUUUUAACAGAUGUUGCUGCCAGGUGUUAUUACAGGAUUGAUAUCAAACUUUUAACAGAUGUUGCUGCCAGGUGUUAUUACAGGAUUGAUAUCAAACUUUUAACAGAUGUUGCUGCCAGGUGUUAUUACAGGAUUGAUAUCAAACUUUUAACAGAUGUUGCUGCCAGGUGUUAUUACAGCCAAAUGACUAGUGUGUAUGUUCGCAUAAAACCUUUGGUUACAUGUACCUUGCAUGCUAGCUGAACUGUGAGAUUAUUGUUAUGUCAGGUAUACAUGUACUACUCUCCUUUAAGAGUAGACUAGUCUGACAGAUAACCAAUUUAUCUGUCUGUAGGACUAGACUACUCUGAAAUGAGGGUAGCAUACCUAACCUUAUAGUGAAGUUCAGCUAGCAAGCAAGGUAACCAAAAUUAUUGAUUGAACCUACAGGCUACACACUUAUAUCAUUUGGUAAUCAAAGUUAAAGGUUAUGUAUUCAAACUAUUAAGUAACUGCAGAAAUUAUAGGUCAUUUUAUUGAUUAAGUCUAAUGACUAUCUGCUCCUUGGGUCAUUUGGAUUUAUAAUGAUACUGUAAACCGACUUAUUUUCGUGAGUAGAAAAAUAAUGCUCACAUAAAACAUCACAAAUAUGUAAAACUUGGGUUUUCAAAUCACAAAAUGGGUAAGAAAGGACUAAAUGCAAAAUUUAGUAUCAACGAUAAUAGGUUAUUUACAGUAAUAAGUUUCUGUGAUGUGUAAAUUUACAAACAUAUGUAAACUGUUAUAUAUGAGGCCAGUGAAACAAAAGGUUGUGAAGAUCUGUCAGAAUAUUGAGAAAACCAAUUGUGUGAAAGACACUUUAAUUUAACCUGUGUUACUCAUAGGGAAUUUGCCCAUCAUUGCACCACGUACAAGGGCUUUUAUAUAAUCAUCAUAAGACCAGUUGGUGGAAUCAGAUUUUUAGAGGAGGAAAGAGAAAAUAUCAAAAAAUGAACUAAGGGUAAAACUAGUUUUUUUGCAUUCAAAGUGUGACUUGGUUGGUGAAUAAAAUUUCUGCCCAUUUGAUGAUUAAAUUUUUGGGUGUAAGAUUUGAUUAUAUUUGCUUACAUUCAUUUUUCGUGUAACACAGCUUCCUUGUUUGUUAGCAAGGGUCUUUGACCAACCAAAGGGGUAUGAAUAAAUUAUAAUAGGAAUUUAAAAGUCCCUUUUUCAUGUUAAAUAAAAUCAAAUGCAUGUUUGUAUUUAUAUAUGUAAAAAACAUAUUUAAAAAAACAACAUGUGUGUACCUGGAAAAUGAAUGAGCAAGAAUGUAGAUAAAGCUACCACCAAUUUUAUGUGUUUACAUGCAAAUGUAACACAUGGAGGCUACAGUGGCGGAUCCAGAGGGGGGCCCCCCCUUUUUUUUGGCCGAUCAAUGCAUUUGAAUGGGGACAUAUAGUUGGACCCCCCCUUUGUCCUGGGUUAGGAACCCCUCUUUUUAAAUGGCUGGAAUCGCCCCUGGGCUACCAACUAUGUUUGAAAUGAAACAUAACAAACAGAUCUUUUUUUAAUAUUUCCAUAUUUUAAUAUUUUUGUGAAUGUAUAUAUAAAUGUUAUAGCAUUUUGAAGUGCUUUUAAUUUGAUCUGUGAAGACACAUUAUUUGUUAUAUUACUUGUUAAAGUUGUUUUUAUGUAAAAUAUGUACCUGUUUACAUUGUAAAUACUUUCUCACAUACACCAUGUACACAAUCCAGGGCAAAUCAUGUUUUUUAAAGUAAUUCUGCAGUGUGUUAUGAUAUGUAGAGGUAGAUCAUGAAAAUCGAUUGUAUAGGUUUUGUAAAUUUAUUCCUCAGCUUUAGGUCUCAUUCUGCUCUGAAAAUAUACAUUCUUAAAUAUGUAUUUGUGAUUCUUACAGUACAUUUAAAAUCUGUUGCCUUUCUGAGCUAAUUAUUUACUCUUUUUUUUCAAGCUUGAUUUGAGGAAAACCUCAAACAAUUUUUUGUCUUUUAGAAAUUUAUUUGGAAGUAACUUAUUUUCUCAUAGAACAAUUUUUUUUGUAAUUAAAUAUAGGGUUUAUUUUACACAACACUGCAAGAGUUUGUGUAUUCCAAUAUUAAAGACACAGAUAGAGCUGCAUAAUGUUAUGUAAAAAAAAAACUGAAAUGUAUGAUACAGUUUACAUUACAUCAUAAAAUGUUGGCAAUGU